Messenger RNA from Paramuricea clavata, 246 nucleotides. NCBI's taxonomy places the organism in Eukaryota, Metazoa, Cnidaria, Anthozoa, Malacalcyonacea, Plexauridae. The record is from the annotation of a GenBank genome assembly.
GGAUAGCUGGUGAUAUCGUCAUAUCAGGAAAAACCCGUGGCGAACACGACAAUAAUCUGAAGGCAGUCAUGGAGUGUGCUCAAGAAACCGGCGUCCGAUUCAACCCAGACAAGUGCCAGAUUGCACGUACAGAAUUAUCAUUCUGUGGCCACACGAUUAGUGCUACUGGUCUCAAGCCGGACCCCAAAAAAUUGAAGCCAUCAGAAGUCUACAAGUCUCACAGACCUGCAGACUUUGCUUGGAAUG